Molecule: messenger RNA, 790 nt
Organism: Arachis ipaensis
Lineage: Eukaryota; Viridiplantae; Streptophyta; Magnoliopsida; Fabales; Fabaceae
Source: RefSeq, a predicted model, not a curated record
AAUAACCAAAAACCAAUUCACUCAAACAUUUCCAUCAUCUCAAAGCAUUCAAGUGAACAAUUUUAUUCUCUUCCAUCCAAAAAUACAAAUACUCAAACUAAAACCAUGCCUUGUUGGUCUGCAGAAAAUGCCACUAAGGCCUAUCUCAACACUUUGAAAAUGGGACAAAAAGCGAAAGAACCGGCCGUGGCGGAGUUUAUAUCGGCCUUGGCGGCCGGGAACAACGCGCAGCUAAUGGUGGUGGCUUGCGCCGGGGCGGCCGACUCGACCACCUUACUAGCCCUAGUAGAGGCGGCAAAUCAAACCGGAGGACACGUGAUUUGCAUUGUUCCAAAUCAUGAAGACUUAAAUGGGACAAAGUAUGUUGUUGGAAGAACAGCAUCAAAUGAAGUCGAAUUCAUGGUUGGAGAGGCUGAGAUCCUUCUCCUUAACCAGUACGCCGCCGCCGACUUCGUCCUCAUCGAUUGCAAGCUCAAGAACCAUGAAGAGAUUCUGAAGGCAGUUCAAGUUGGUGGAAGGAAGCAAAAUGGGACAUUGGUGGUUGGUUACAAUGCAUUUGUGUGCAAAGGGUCUAGGUGGUCCUCAUCAUCAUCAUGUGGUUCAAGAACUCAGUUACUUCCAAUUGGAGAAGGGUUAUUGGUAACUAGGUUUGGAUCAAGCACAGUUCAUACUCCAAAACAUGGAAUCAACAAGAUCAAGAGUCGUUGGAUUGUUAAGGUUGAUAAAUGCACUGGAGAAGAACAUGUUUUCAGGGUUAGGUUUCCACAAGGAAAAGUUAUUCAAGCUUAAA